AUGUCUGACGACGUACUCGGGCUCGACCAGCCCAUUAAGCUCACCAAGCGUACUAAAAUCUCCAAAAUUGAUCUCGAUGGGCUCAUGGAUAAACAGAAAGGACUUCCUUUUAUCAUCUCUUCCUAUAGGAAACCACUUCGAGUUAUCGAACGAAACGAUCAGCGUCUUGCUGCCAAGCUUGAAAAGAAAGACCUCACAUCUUCACAGCGCAGACGCUUGAAAUACGACAAUGAAUUUCAGAACCUACAGGCGAUCCUUCAAUUCUACCAACUUUGGUGCCAUGGUCUUCUCCCAAAGGCAAAGUUCAGAGACUGCAUUUAUUUGCUUAGAUCCUUUGGAGCAAGGGACACGUCUCUCAAGAGGUACAGAAAGACACUAAUUGAGGCGGAAAUCAACAAGAAAAAGGAAGAGUUGGGUUUAGCCGUUCCGUCUGAGCAACCUCUGACUACUCAAGAGUACUCGAAAUCAGAGCAAAGGGUGAACGAGCCAGAUGACUUCUUUAGUGAAGAUGAAUUCUACGCCGAUCCUCAGGACGAGAACCUCUUCGUACGCCCGGAAGUGCCUCAUCUUGAGGAUAUCCCCAAUGAGUCGUACGAUGCAGAGAUGGAGCUUUUGCGAGAAAUGGAUUCAUGA
Molecule: messenger RNA, 633 nt
Organism: Meyerozyma guilliermondii ATCC 6260
Lineage: Eukaryota; Fungi; Ascomycota; Pichiomycetes; Serinales; Debaryomycetaceae
Gene: CSM3
Product: Csm3p
Exons: 1
Coding region: 1-633 (210 amino acids)
Biological process (GO): replication fork processing; replication fork arrest; DNA replication checkpoint signaling
Cellular component (GO): nucleus; replication fork protection complex
Molecular function (GO): DNA binding
Source: RefSeq, a predicted model, not a curated record